Messenger RNA from Haemorhous mexicanus (house finch), 2775 nucleotides. It is a transcript of the gene LCA5L, whose product is annotated as lebercilin LCA5 like. Gene Ontology annotation, biological process: intraciliary transport. Gene Ontology annotation, cellular component: axoneme. The coding region runs from base 1 to 1764 and encodes 587 amino acids. The transcript is spliced from 7 exons. NCBI's taxonomy places the organism in Eukaryota, Metazoa, Chordata, Aves, Passeriformes, Fringillidae. The record is from RefSeq and is a predicted model, not a curated record.
AUGAUUCCAAGAGCUUUUUCAGUGGCUGACCCUGAAAGAGUCAGAGGAGGCAAACCUUUAGAAACACCACGAACUGAAGGGAGGGAACCACAGAAAAAGGACAAGACAAGAAAGGAAAGAAAGAAAUAUGGACAGUGUCUCUAUGCCCAAGGUGAAAAAAAAGGAGGGAAGAAGUGGCCAGCAGCAAACACCUCCAAUCUGAACUCCUCCUUUUCACCCCUGCAGAGCGGGGGGUUUUACCAGGAAAAAAACGCCACUGCCCAGCGAAUAUCCUCAGCCAGGAUCCACAAAAUCAAAGAGCUGAAGAACGAAAUAUUCGACUUGCAAAGGAAAAUCGAGACCUCGAGCUUCGAGAACCUGGCUUUGAAAGAGCUGAACUGGCGGCACACAAGGGCCAUCGAAAAGUACAGCAACGGAGAGAGCCACCUGCAGGAGGUGCUGGCAGGGCAUCGGAGCCACAUGAGAGACCUCAGGAACCUCCUGAAAAUGUCCCAGCAGGCCGAGAAAAACACAGCCACGGAGCUGAAAAAAGUCGAAGCGGACCUGAGGAGAACUAAAGGUGAUCUGAAGGCUUUGGCUGUGCUGUCGGAAGACAAAGCUCUGGCAGAGAAGGAGGAACUGAAUCGCAGGUUGUCAGUCCUUAACGAAACACUGGAAGCAAAGGAUGAGACGAUACAGAGUCUGGAAAUGCAGCUGAAGCUGAACAGCAGCACCUUUAGUCGUCAGCUGGCAAGUGAGAGUAAAAAACUCCUGGAAGCUACCAUGACCACAAAGAACUUGCUAAUGGAAAUUAACAUUGUUCACCAAAAAAUUAAGGAAAAGGAUCGGCAGCUUUACAUACAGAAUAUUUAUGCAAAUCGGAUGCCAAAAGCCCUGAGGGACAGAAGUGAUUGGGUUCCUAAUGACCAAAGUCUGAAAGUAGACAGAUCAGUACAAGUAGAUAAAGAGAGUUUUAGAGAGCUGCUGCUGUCUCAGCACCAGAAAACAGAAAAAAAUCCAGUCCAGCUAAAAAAGGAGAACAGAGAAGAUAAGGGUGGAAAAGGUAAAGCAAAGGAAGUGUGCUCAGAUGCCCAGGGUAAAAAAGAAAAGCAAGCAACCAAGAAAGUGCCAGAAACUUCAAAGAGGACACACAGAGGGAGCAAAUUGCUGAUGGAAGAAUGCAAAUUAUCAGAAUUUAUUAAAGAAAUGGAAAAAGAGACAGAGGUUCUUAAAAAGGAGUUGAAAACUCUGAUGAAAUCUGAACAAAGUCCUCAAAGAGUAAAAGAGAACAGUCAAGAGGGAGAGGCAGUGGAAGAAGUUGAAAAAGAAGAGAAAAAAAGCCAUGAGCAGCAAAAGAAGAAAGCCAGGAGUCAAGGUCCAAGUCCAAGCAAAGACCCCAGUAGGCUGAAAAAAAGAUACAUCUUCUCAGGGGCUGUUGAGAAUUUGCACCAGGGGCUCCACACUUCAGGCGCCAAAUGCAAAGCAGGAUUUGGGAAAAGCUGCCUGAGCAGCCAGAGACAGGCAGGGCAGGGCUGCAGUGACCCUGCUGUGCCCAGGGGGAAAAUCUCCUUUGGGGCUUAUGAACCUUCUUUUGGGCAAAUCCCCCUGGGCUGGCAGGACAGCCCCUCUGGAGAGGAAGAACCACCCGAUGGAAGAGCUCUCUGGGGAGGAAUGUUUGCAAGGAGACAGCUCCUGGAGUUCCAGCAGCACAAGGGUGAGGGCAGACAAGUGAGGGGGGCGAGGCAAAUCCCAAACUCCAUGCCAGGCUCCAACUCUCCUCGCUAAAAUCAGCUCCUGAGCUACUCCACAAUUAUUCCUCAUAGUUAAGUACAUCAGCUUACCUUUAGAAAGUUUAAACAUUCAUGUUGUUACAAACCAAAUGUUUUACUUUCAUUAAAUGUUUAUUUAAUCUUACAAGCACUGGCAAUUGCUUUCCAUGAUUUUUUCCAAAACAAUCCAGUCAGUUGUCACAAAAACCACAUUCUGUGCUUGGUCUGUUUCCACAAAAAUGUGCUGUAUUAAGAAUUCCUUAUCAUUUUUACCUGUUACCAGGUAAAAGUUAGUCCUUGUUUAGGAACUUCCAGGUUUUUGCAUUCCCAAGGAGCUGGAAUUUGGGAGCUGGGUUGUUGUCAGCUUGCUGACAUGAGCACCCAGCUUUCAUAAGGGUCACUGCUGGGUGAGGACCAACAAUGCAAUAAAACACUUUUCUAGUUCCUUCACUCCCCAAACAGCUUCCAGAAUUCACAGAUAAUAAAAAUAAUUUGCUUCUACAUUGUUUUCACGAGCAUCAGAAACCUCUAAAGCCUCAUUCUUUCCCUCUGUUGGAACUUAUCAAAGCAGCUUGCCUGGUAACUUCCCCAGCUGACAUCCAGAGAUGAAUGUGCGAGAGGAAAGCUUUGUUUUGGAGAAGUCAGGCAUAGCCAGUCCCCAAAAAGCCUCUAAAAAUCCUUGUUUAAGGUUAUGUAAGCGAGGGGAGGAGGAUUGUGGUUUGUUCCUCACACUAAUUUAUUAAAUACUUGCGAAAUUCAUGUGAAGUUUGAAAAAAUUAGGGGCAUUCAGUUAAUUUUUAAAGGCAGUUGCACUUUAAAAAAAUGUCCAAAAUUACACUACAAAAGUUUUUACAGAUGACAAAGGCAUUCAGAGCUGAACCUGUUGAAGCAACAUUUCAAAUAAUUAAAAAAAUAAAUUAGUUGAGUUGAUUCAAACAGUAUUUCCUUAUGCACAAACGUGGGGGGGGCAUGGUUUUGGCAUGAAUCUUGCUGAGUUUAGGGUUUCUUUUGUCAUUUUGGGUUUAUU